This is a messenger RNA of Candida albicans SC5314, 852 nucleotides long. RefSeq names its product U2 snRNP complex subunit. Gene Ontology annotation, cellular component: U2-type spliceosomal complex; U2 snRNP. The record is from RefSeq and is a predicted model, not a curated record. The coding region runs from base 1 to 852 and encodes 283 amino acids. Lineage: Eukaryota; Fungi; Ascomycota; Pichiomycetes; Serinales; Debaryomycetaceae. The transcript has a single exon. Gene Ontology annotation, molecular function: RNA binding.
AUGAGUAAAGAUUUUCCUGCUAAGCCACCACAUCCUUCUACACUUGAGAGCAUUGAUUUAUCAAAGUUAGAUCCACAGUUAGUUUUGGAUAAGGCAUCGCAGAGAUGGUUAUUCGAGGAAGGAGACCAAGAAUAUGAAUAUGAUUACAUAAAGGAGCAAUGGGUAAACACUUCUAAAAGAUCACUAUCAGAAGAUGAUACGAACAAAGAAGAUAUCAAGCGACAACGGAAACAAGAUAUGAGUAAAUUGAAGGAAGAAUUGAAUAGUUUGAAACAGAAGAAAAAGAACAGCAGUAUAUUUAUAUCAAAUUUACCAGUCGAUUCUGGGUUUUCGGAAAUCGAGGAAGCAUUUUCAAAGUAUGGUAAAAUAUCUGUUGGAAAAGAUGAAAAACCUCGAAUAAAGAUGUACACUAAUGAGAAAGGUUCUUUUAAAGGCGAAGCUUUGAUUAUAUAUUCGAAUCCAGAAAGUGCAUUAUUGGCUAUUGAAAUGAUGGAUAAUACCCAAUAUAAUGGCAACACCAUACGAGUUGAAGAAGCUAAGUUUGAUAACAAAAAGGAGAAUCCAAAGAAAAAACAAGAUAGCCUUUCUAAAGCUGUGAUUAUUCGAAAUAUGGUUAGAAAAGAAGAGCUUGCCAAUGAUAUACACAUCAAGCAAGACAUAAUUGAUGACAUCAAGGAAGAAUGUAAAAAUAUAGGCAUAUCUGAUAUCGAAGAUAUAGUGUUUAAUGAGGAAAAUGCAACGGUUCUAGUAAAGUUUUCCAAAGAAGAGCUGUUGUUGUUAUGCAUCAAGAAGUUUCAUAAUCGAUAUUACGACGGUUUGACAUUGGAUGUCCAAGAAUCAAAAGUCAUAUGA